GUUAUAUAUAUUGAACAUAAUAUUUAAUGAAUAUUAUAAUAAUUAAAUAAAAAAAAAAUUAAUAAAGAAAAAUUUUAAAAAUUUAUUUAAAAAAAUUAAAAAUUUUUUUUUUCUUUCCAAAAUUAAAUUAUGAUUAAAAUAAAUAAAAUAGUUCUUAUUACAAUAUUAAUAUUAAUGAAAUUUAAAAUGGUGACAUCAAAUAAGUAUUGUUCAUUGCAAUCAGUUACAGGCCAAUCAAGAUAUUUUAUGUGUGGUAGACAUGAAUAUUGUUGUACAUUUGGAUGCUGUGUUCACUUAGCAUUUCAAUUUUAUCAACUUUGGUAUUAUUGGUUACUAUUAAUUUUUAUGUUUAUGGUAUGUUCGGGUGGUAGCUGGUGGUAUAGAUUUUGUCGACAGAGUGAUUCAUCUGGUAGUAUUAGAAAUCAAAUAAAUAAUGGUUCUGAUACAGGUUCUUAUUAUGGAGCCAAUCAUCAUUUAUUACAUUCAACACCAACAAGAUCAUCAAAUAGUGGAAAUAAUGGAAGACAUUCUAAUGUAGCAGCAAAUGAUUAUGAGAGGCGUGUAACUUUAGUCCGUAAUAAUGGAGUGCAUUCAUAUUACUAUCGUAAUGGUAGAAAUUCAAAUUAUUAUGAUACCGCAUCUGUUCGAUAUCAUAAUGGUGUAACAGGUGAUAGAACAUUAAGACGUUAUCAACAACAGCAACAACAACAUGCUCAUCAAACAAAUUUUUUACCAAGAUUAGAAUUAUGUCCAUAUUAUCAAUUAUAUGGGCCACCACCAAGUUAUGAAUCUGUUGUACAACUUUCUUCAGAUAAUUUAUCAACAUCUUGUACAUUAGCUGAACCAAUAACAACAAUUGCACCAAUUACAAAUGAUGAACAACAAUCAAAUUGUAUUGGUUCAACAUUAGUAACACCUCCUCCACCUACUUCAACUUUAUCAUCAUCAUCAUCACCAAGAAUAAUUCAACCAAUUGUCACCGUAAAUUUAUCAAAUGCCUUGUCAACUUCAAUUGAAGUACGUCCAAUAUGUACCGCAUCAACAAAUUUACCAUUAGGUGAACCAUUACAACAAUCUCAAACAUCCCAUAAUAAAAAUUUAAAUCAUGUUGAGGUUAUUCAACAACAGCAGCAACAGCAACAACAACCUAUACAACAUUCUAUUGAAAAUCAUAUUAUGACUGAUGAAAAUUCACAAGAGCAUAAUAAUAAAAAUCAAUUAGCAACGAUUGAAUCAAAUAAUGAUAUUUUACAAAGUGAUAACAUUAUAUUAGAUGACCAAAAACAAAUAUAUGAAAAUGCUUGUACAGCAACUACAACCACUACUACAACUAUUGUACCAUUACCAUAUCGAACCAAUUUUAUAAUGAGAAAUGAAAAGAAUUCAAUUCCGUCCGUUUGUUCUUCAAUUUCAACCUUAACAACAAUACCAAAUAAAUAUUGUAAUAGUAAUGAGCAGCAACAAAUACAACAACAACAACAACAACAACAUCAAUCAGCUUUGAUACAACAGCAUCAGCAACCUACAACAUCAACAAUUCUAAAAGAUUUUGAUAAUACUCAAUGUACAUGUUCUAUGGGAUCAUCAACAACAAUGUCAUUAGUAUCACCAUCAACGACUAAUACAAAUAAAUCAAAUAAAUUUUUAAAGUCCAGUAAAUUUAAUAGAAAAUAUUAUAAAAAAAAUUCAAAUAAUAGUAAUAAUAGUAUUUCAAAUAAUAGUAAUAAUUUAAAUAAUUGCACUAUUAGUCGUGGUACGAAUUGUAGCAGAAUAAGUCCAGAUGAAUCAACUAUUAAUACUCAAAAUAAUUUAAAUAAUGUAGAUAGAUCUGUUAUUGUAGAUAAUAAUUGUUUGGUUUCUAAUCCAAAUAAUGAUAAUAAUAUGAUGAUUCAAACUACACAAACAACACAAGAUACAAUUGUAACAAGUUUACCAAUGGCUGUUGCAAUAGCAAAAACGCCUUCUAAAAAACACUAACAUAAUAUUAUAAUAAAAAAUUUACCUGUUUUUAGGGUAUUAGCUCAAAAAAUUAUUACCUUUAACACAAUAUUAUAUAUUAUAUAUAUAUACAUGUUAUAUAUAUAUGUACAGGGUCAUUUUAAAGAAUUCAUCGAACAUUAAAAAGCAGAUUUUAUUUCAAUAAUAGCUUGUUGUACGAAUAUUUCUUUUUUUUUUUUUUCAAAUUUCAAUGAAAUAUCUAUGAAAUAUGCUCUGUACAAAAAAAAAAAUAAAAUAUUAAAAAUAUUAUAUUUUUAAAUGAUUUUUUUUGUUUAACUUAUAUUUUUAAUUUUUGUGAUUACCCAAGAUAUUAAUUUAUCCAAAUUAAUAUCUUAAAAAAAUUUAAAAUAUAAAAAGAACCUAAUAACGCUUCAAUGAAUAGA
Messenger RNA from Condylostylus longicornis, 2381 nucleotides. Its product is annotated as myb-like protein AA. Lineage: Eukaryota; Metazoa; Arthropoda; Insecta; Diptera; Dolichopodidae. Bases 130 to 1977 code for a protein of 615 amino acids. The transcript has 4 exons. The record is from RefSeq and is a predicted model, not a curated record.